Molecule: messenger RNA, 1017 nt
Organism: Microthlaspi erraticum
Lineage: Eukaryota; Viridiplantae; Streptophyta; Magnoliopsida; Brassicales; Brassicaceae
Source: the annotation of a GenBank genome assembly
AUGGAGUCAUUCUUCAGCCGUAUAUGGAGUGUUAUGGCACCUGAACGAGUGAGGUUUUUUCUUUGGCUAGUAGGGAAGCAAUGCGUCAUGACGAAUGCAGAAAGGAAGAGGAGACAUCUCUGUGACUCGGAUAUUUGUCCCGUGUGUAAAGGUGGAGUGGAAACGCUCAUACAUAUCAUUAGAGACUGCCCUGCCAUGCAAGGUAUCUGGACCAGACUUGUCCCAGCCAGGAAGCAACAUGAGUUUUUCAUGAAGCCGCUCCUGCCAUGGUUAUAUGAGAAUCUGGGAGAGGACGGUGUAACGUUUGGAGUGCCGUGGUCUACUCUGUUUGGGAUGUCUAUUUGGUGGGGUUGGAAGUGGAGAUGCGGGAACCUUUUUGGAGAGAAUGGGAAGUGCCGGGAUCGGGUGCGCUUUCUCAAGGACCUCGCGAAAGAAGUGCUUACAGUCUCUGAAGCGUGUCUGACACAGAACCCGAAACCGUUACGGGAGGAACGAAUGAUCAGGUGGAUACAGCCGCAAACAGGGUGGGUUAAACUAAAUACGGAUGGAGCUUCCCGCGGAAACCCAGGGUCUGCUGCUGCAGAUGGGGUGCUUCGGAAUAACUAUGGAGAAUGGUGUGGUGGCUUUGCGCUACAUAUCGGGAGAUGCACAGCGCCGGUAGCGGAGUUGUGGGGCGUUUAUUAUGGAUUGUGCUUUGCUUGGGACAGAAAGAUUGUGAAGCUCGAAGUGGAAAUUGAUUCUGAGCUGGUGGUGGGUUUUCUUACGACAGGGAUUGGUAGUUCACAUCCGCUGUCCUUCCUGGUGCAUCUGUGCCAUGGCUUCAUCAAAAGGGACUGGGAAGUCCGCAUAUCUCACGUGUAUAGGGAGGCUAAUCAUCUGGCUGACGGAUUAGCAAACUAUGCUUUUACUCUUGCUCUAGGUUUGCAUAGCUUCGUAGAAGCCCCAAGAGAUGUUAUUUCUAUUUUACAAGAUGAUGUACUUGGAUCUGCGUAUCCAAGGAAUGUUUGCAUUUCUUAA